CCAUUCCCCGCCAUGCUCGACGACGCCCCGCUGCCCCCGCCCGUCCCCCGCUGGCGCGCCUGGACCCUCCUCCUCGUGUUCUCCAUGGCACAGAUGCUCGACAUCUUCAACGUCACCGCGCCCACCGUCGCACUCCCCCGCAUCGCCUCCGACCUCGACGUCCUCUUCACAGAGCGCCAGUGGGCCAUCAACGCCUACUCCCUCACCUUCGGCGCCUUUCUCCUCACCGGCGGCAGGUUCAGCGCCAUAUACGGACCAAAGACGCUGUUCGUCACCGGCUUCACCGUCGUCGGCGUCUUCUCCAUCGUCGACGGCUUCUCCGUCGACGGGCCCAUGCUCUUCGUCUUCCGCGCCAUCCAGGGCAUCGGCGCCGCGCUCACCAUUCCCUCUGCGCUCACCAUGAUCACCACGCUCUUUCCGGAGCGCGGGGAGCAGGACCGCGCGCUCGGCAUCUUCGCAGGCUUCGGCGCCAUGGGCAACGUCAGCGGCCUCGUCAUCGGGGGCGUGAUCGCGGAGCUGCUCACCUGGCGCUGGAUCUUCUGGAUCAUGGCCAUGCUCAUCCUCCCGCUCGCCUUCGCCGCCUUCCUCCUCGCCCCGCCCUCGUCCGCCGCGGCCCGCGGCCAUGCGUCGCUGCGCAGCAUGGACUGGCUCGGCCUCGGCACCAUCACCCUCGCGCUGAUCCUGCUCGUGUACGCGAUCACGGAGGGCAACAACCGCGGCUGGGCGACGGGCGGCAUCCUCGCCCCGCUGCUCGUCGCCGUCGCGCUCCUCCCCGCCUUUGCCCUCAUCGAGACGCGCGUCAAGGAGCCGCUCGUGCCGCCGCUCCUCGAGUACCUCGCGAUGAACGUCGUCAUCUUCCAGGAGUCGCUCGUCUUCCAGCAGGUGUGGCACACGUCCGCGCUCAGCGCGGCCCUCCGCAUCAUCCCCUUCGGGAUCACCGGCUUCAUCACGACGGUGAGCAUGGGCUACGUGACGCCGCACGUCGCGCCGCGCUGGAUCCUCUGCGCGGGCGAGCUCCUCAUGAUGGCCGGCGCGCUGCUCCUCGCGUACGCGCCGACGCCGGACCUGUACUGGUCGCGCGUGCUUCCGGGCAUCAUACUCACCGCGCUCGGCGUGUCGAGCGGGUUCGUAGCCGCCAACAUCGAGAUGCUCCGCACGCCGCUCAACCGCCCCGCCUCCGCCGCGCGGCUGCGCGACAGCACCGCGCUCAUCGGCGCGAUCUUCAACGCAGACCUCCAGAUCGGCUCCGCGCUCGGGCUCGCGAUCGCCACCGCCAUCACCGCGCGCGUGAACGGCGCGCCCUCCGCCGCCGCCACCACCACCACCUCCUCCUCUGCCGCCGCCGCCAACGCUAACGGGGGCGCGCCGCUGGGGAGCGCGGACUUUGCGGGGUACCGCGCUGCGUAUUGGUUUUUGGUUGGGUUGACGGCGGCGGAGGCGGUUGUGGCGGGGGUGUUUUUGAGGGGGCGGAGGAGGCGGGAGGGGUUGAUUGGGGAGGGCGGGGCGAGUGGGGAGGGG
This is a messenger RNA of Heterobasidion irregulare TC 32-1, 1518 nucleotides long. Its product is annotated as major facilitator superfamily. The record is from RefSeq and is a predicted model, not a curated record. The annotation marks the transcript as partial. Gene Ontology annotation, molecular function: transmembrane transporter activity. NCBI's taxonomy places the organism in Eukaryota, Fungi, Basidiomycota, Agaricomycetes, Russulales, Bondarzewiaceae. Gene Ontology annotation, cellular component: membrane. Gene Ontology annotation, biological process: transmembrane transport. The transcript is spliced from 10 exons.